This is a messenger RNA of Peromyscus eremicus (cactus mouse), 2427 nucleotides long. It is a transcript of the gene Cdh20, whose product is annotated as cadherin 20. Gene Ontology annotation, biological process: cell-cell junction assembly; homophilic cell-cell adhesion; cell morphogenesis. Lineage: Eukaryota; Metazoa; Chordata; Mammalia; Rodentia; Cricetidae. Gene Ontology annotation, molecular function: calcium ion binding; cadherin binding. Bases 1 to 2406 code for a protein of 801 amino acids. The record is from RefSeq and is a predicted model, not a curated record. Gene Ontology annotation, cellular component: adherens junction; catenin complex; plasma membrane. The transcript has 11 exons.
AUGUGGACUACGGGUAGAAUGAGCAAUGCAAAGAGCCGGCUUGGACUUGGCACGUCCUUGUACUUCUGGGCACUGAUGGACCUUACAACGACCGUUCUCUCCAGCACUCCAAUGCCAGGAGUUCAACUAGAAACGCUCUUCCCAGACAGGCAACAGUCACAUCAGCGAAGCAAGAGGAGCUGGGUUUGGAAUCAGUUUUUUGUGCUAGAAGAGUACACUGGGACUGACCCUUUGUAUGUUGGCAAGCUUCAUUCAGAUAUGGACAGAGGAGAUGGAUCCAUCAAAUACAUCCUUUCAGGAGAAGGAGCAGGCAUUGUGUUUACUAUUGACGACACCACUGGGGACAUCCAUGCCAUUCAGAGGCUGGACCGAGAGGAAAGAGCCCAAUACACUUUAAGGGCUCAAGCCCUAGAUAGGCGGACAGGUCGGCCAAUGGAGCCAGAAUCAGAGUUCAUCAUCAAAAUCCAAGAUAUCAAUGACAAUGAGCCCAAGUUCCUGGACGGACCUUACAUUGCCACUGUGCCAGAAAUGUCACCAGUAGGUACCUCUGUUAUCCAAGUGACAGCCACAGAUGCUGAUGAUCCAACCUAUGGGAACAGUGCCCGGGUAGUGUACAGCAUUCUCCAGGGCCAGCCAUAUUUUUCUGUGGACUCCAAAACAGGUGUAAUCAGAACAGCACUCAUGAACAUGGACAGAGAAGCCAAAGAAUACUAUGAAGUGAUUAUCCAAGCCAAGGAUAUGGGAGGGCAGCUUGGAGGAUUAGCUGGGACCACAACGGUCAACAUCACCCUCUCAGAUGUCAAUGAUAACCCACCCCGAUUUCCCCAGAAACAUUAUCAGAUGAGUGUGCUGGAAUCAGCUCCAAUUAGCUCCACUGUAGGGAGAGUGUUUGCCAAGGACCUGGAUGAAGGAAUCAAUGCAGAGAUGAAGUAUACUAUUGUGGAUGGAGAUGGUGUAGAUACUUUUGAUAUUAAUACAGACCCAAAUUUCCAAGUUGGCAUCAUAACUGUGAAGAAGCCCCUAAGUUUUGAAAGCAAGAAAAGCUACACUCUGAAGGUGGAAGGAGCCAAUCCUCACCUAGAGAUGCGUUUUCUGAACCUUGGCCCAUUUCAGGACACGACAACAGUGCACAUCAGUGUGGAGGAUGUGGAUGAGCCCCCUGUGUUUGAACCUGGCUUUUAUUUUGUGGAGGUGCCUGAGGAUGUGACAAUUGGAACAACCAUACAGAUUAUUUCUGCCAAGGACCCAGAUCUGACCAACAACUCAAUCAGAUACUCCAUCGACAGAAGCAGCGACCCUGGGAGGUUUUUCUAUGUUGACAUUACAACAGGUGCUCUAAUGACUGCAAGACCACUAGACAGAGAAGAGUUUUCUUGGCACAAUAUAACAGUCCUUGCUAUGGAAAUGAACAAUCCCUCCCAAGUGGGAAGUGUUGCUGUCACAAUCAAAGUCUUAGACGUGAAUGACAAUGCUCCAGAGUUUCCCAGAUUCUAUGAAGCCUUUAUCUGUGAGAAUGCCAAGGCUGGACAGCUCAUCCAGACAGUGAGUGCCGUGGAUCAAGAUGACCCUCACAACGGUCAGCAUUUCUACUACAGCUUGGCUCCUGAGGCUGCUAACAACCCCAACUUCACUGUCAGGGACAACCAAGAUAAUACUGCUCGGAUUCUAACCAGGAGAUCCGGCUUUCGGCAGCAGGAGCAGAGCGUCUUCUACCUGCCCAUCCUCAUAGCAGACAGUGGACAGCCAGUUCUCAGCAGUACCGGCACACUUACCAUCCAAGUGUGCAGCUGCAAUGAAGAUGGCCACGUCAUGUCCUGCAGCCCAGAAGCCUACAUGCUCCCAGUCAGUUUGAGCCGGGGUGCUCUCAUCGCCAUCCUGGCCUGCAUCUUCGUCCUCUUAGUGCUGGUGCUGCUCAUCCUGUCCAUGAGGCGGCACCGGAAACAGCCCUACAUCAUCGACGAUGACGAGAACAUCCACGAGAACAUUGUGCGCUACGACGACGAGGGGGGCGGCGAGGAGGACACGGAGGCCUUCGACAUCGCGGCCAUGUGGAACCCGCGCGAGGCGCAGGCGGGCGCCGCCCCCAGGACGCGGCAGGACAUGCUCCCCGAGAUCGAGAGCCUCUCCCGCCACGUGCCUCAGACGUGCGCGGUCAGCAGCACGGUGCACAGCUACGUGCUGGCCAAGCUCUACGAGGCCGACAUGGACCUGUGGGCCCCGCCCUUCGACUCCCUGCAGACCUACAUGUUUGAGGGGGACGGCUCUGUGGCGGGCUCGCUCAGCUCCCUGCAGUCGGCCACCUCGGACUCCGAGCAGAGUUUCGACUUCCUCACAGACUGGGGGCCCCGCUUCCGGAAACUCGCAGAACUCUACGGGGCGUCGGAGGGGCCUGCGCCCGUGUGGUGACGGAAGCCCGGAGGCAAACGC